AUGAAGACAGAGAACUGCACCACAGAAGAGAAGCUGGAUGCCAUGUUGCAAGACAUGGACACGUUCAUCCAAGAACAUCCGCCCAUUACUCCUGAAGUGUUUACAGAGACACUGAACCAGGCAAAGCAGCUUAAAAAUGAGAAACUUAUUUCGCAGUGCGAAAGAACAAUUGCUCGAUGCAAGGAAACACAGUCAAAGUUGAACUCACGCAGAAAUGCCUUACAACGCGCUAAGGUCCAACUUAUGAAAGCCAAAAGCGACAGUCCCUGUAAUUGUAUCGUCAAGUCUUCAGGCCCUGACAUUGACGACACUUACCUGUUGGCACCUGCAGUGAGCAAGAAAACUUCAUCUUGGCACGUUACCUGCACAAGUUUGCCUACUAGUCCAAAACUGCAUCCACGCCGCUCGUCAUUACCAAAUAAAGGAGAAGUUGUACAAGUCUCGCCUAUCAGCAAUUUGUCUUCACAGAACAUGGAGGAGUAUCAAGAACAACUUUUUAACGAUGGACUUAUUACCGAGGAUAUGUCCCACAGGAUUGUUACCUCAUUACCAAAAAGUUUAACGCUUCGUCCCACCCCGGAUACUAACGACUGUGAUACACACGGGACCCGGGAAGGGAGCUUGUUUUCUCGUUUACCAUUUUCAAAGAAGCACAUGACAAGGACAGUUACUGUUCCUGUAGCACAGUCAUAUUCAAUGUCACAAAUGCAAUUAAGCAGCUCACAAACAAUUCCACAGAUGGAUGGUUCCUUGACAAUAGAACCUUUACCAAGCAGCAUCAGCAGCAACAGUAGCCAGAACAGUAGCAGCAGCAGCAUGCCUGACGAACUUGCGUCAUCGCUCCACCUGGCUAGCAGCUGCAGGUACCUCACUGACCCACCUAUCCACCCUCACCUGCACACCUCACCUGACUUGGGGAACCCUCCCACCCCUGUCAAUUCUCACCUGUUCUACCUAAACGCUCCGGAGAAUGAAAGUUGGUGUACUUCUCCUGAUGGAUCACCAAGCAUAGAGACAGGACAAAAAAGGACACUGUCACUAAUCCUACAGGAAUUGAUAUCUACUGAGCGUGACUAUGUGUGGGCCCUCCAGCUGAUUGUUGACAACUACAUACCGGAAAUAAAAAAAGAUGAUGUCCCACAAGCCCUCAGGGGUAAACGAAAUGUUAUCUUCGGAAACAUUGAAAAAAUUUAUGAAUUCCACAGUCGACAUUUUCUACAAGAAUUAGAAAAUUGCAAACAGCAGCCUUUCCAAAUAGCUCAAACAUUUCUUUCACAUGAAGAACAAUUUUACUUAUAUGCUCUCUACAACAAAAACAAACCCAAAUCAGACCAACUCAUGCAGGAACAUGGAACUGCAUAUUUCCGGAGGAAGCAGUUCGAGCUGAAUGACAAAAUGAAUCUGUCCAGUUACCUUCUGCGGCCUGUGCAGCGAAUGGGCAAGUAUGCCCUCCUUUUGAAGCAGAUGUUGAAGGAAUGUCCAGAAUCAGACAACGAAUUUGCAGACUUAAAGAAUGCUGAAGAAAUGGUUAAGUUCCACUUACGCCAUGGCAAUGAUCUUCUUGCAAUGGAUUCCUUAAAGGAUUGCGAUGUAAAUCUUCAAGAACAAGGUCGUCUUUUACGGCAAGAUGAAUUCAUGGUUACACAAGGAAGGAAGAAGUUCAUGAGACAUAUAUUUCUUUUUGAGGAACUUAUCUUAUUCAGCAAAACAAAAAGAAACAGACAAGGAGGACCAGAGUCUUAUGUUUACAAGUAUAGUUUCAAGACGUCAGAUAUUGGUCUGACAGAGAACUUUAGGGAUAAAAGUAAUAAGUUUGAGAUCUGGUUCCGGCGCCGCUCACUAGGGGAAAAUUAUAUUCUCCAUGCUCAAUGCAGUGAAAUGAAAAAUAGCUGGGUUGGUGAGAUCUCACGGUUACUUUGGAAGCAGGCUAUCAAGAAUCGAGAGAGCCGGAAAUGCGAAAUGGCCUCCAUGGGGAUGGGAAAUAAACCCUGCAUGGAUCUGAAAGGUGAUUUCAAUAUCAAUGAUCGUUUAAUUAAUGUCACCCCCACCCAGUCCUUAGCCCGUUCACGAAACUCAAUUGCAGUAACUUCAGUGGACCAUUUCCGCAACGGGAACAAGCGGCCGAUUUCUAUCACCUCUUUAAGCAGUACAUCAUCUUCUAGUAGUGGCCAGUCAGCUAAUCAUGGUCUCCUCAAUUCACUUAACCUGGCUUUUGAAGCACUGAAUGCUGGGUCCAACACAGCCACAGACAGCCCUCAUUUCAACAGACGUUCUAUGAAUUCUUCAAACGAGAGUGGUAUUUGUACAGAUAUCUUUCUUGAACCUGACGUUCCUGUGUCUAACAGAGGAAUCCCAGCAGGCAGCAAUUCUGCAGCCACUUUGCCAGCCAACAUGCGGUUGCUGCCAACUAGUGCCCGAAGUGGAGCUGUUGCCGAUUCCAAUGAGAAAAAAGAGGAACCAAAGGACAAAUCUACAGUCCCUGACACACCUUCAGACAUGGAAACCCCAGUAUCUAGUGCUACAUGUUUUACCCCACUUACAACCACUCCAAAACAAGCCGAUCCAGGGAAACUUUGGCUUGACUUGUCCAAAAUUCGUACCCCACCAGAGUUGAAAGUUAGGGUUCUAGGACCAAGUCAACCAAAAAUAUCCAGUAUAAAUGCUGAGGAAAGUGAACUAUAG
Messenger RNA from Acanthosepion pharaonis, 2682 nucleotides. NCBI's taxonomy places the organism in Eukaryota, Metazoa, Mollusca, Cephalopoda, Sepiida, Sepiidae. The record is from the annotation of a GenBank genome assembly.